Eucalyptus grandis is the source of this 1197-nucleotide messenger RNA. RefSeq names its product 30S ribosomal protein S6. Gene Ontology annotation, molecular function: small ribosomal subunit rRNA binding; structural constituent of ribosome. Gene Ontology annotation, biological process: translation. The coding region runs from base 399 to 860 and encodes 153 amino acids. Gene Ontology annotation, cellular component: ribosome. The record is from RefSeq and is a predicted model, not a curated record. Lineage: Eukaryota; Viridiplantae; Streptophyta; Magnoliopsida; Myrtales; Myrtaceae. The transcript has 4 exons.
ACUCAAUCGUUGGGCCUCACUUGCUCCUCAUCUCUCCGCCUCCACCAGGGUUCCCCUUCCUCCGCCGCCGCCGCCUCUCCGCCUCCAUAGUUCGUCGUCGUCCUCCUCCUCCGCCUCUCCGCCGCCUCCAGAGCUUCUCCGUCUCCCCCGCCGCCUUCUUGCUCCCUCAUUGGUUGGUAGCGUCGAGCUCCGUCGACUGGCCGAGGCCGAGUAUUUUCGUUCGAUUCGGUGGUUGAUUCGCAAAGCUUGCACUCGGCCCUCCCUCUCUCUUUGUGGGUUGAGCUCGGGAUAUUGAAUGCCACGCCUUAAUAAUCUGAAAGAUGAAGAAGCUGUUGCCGUUCCGAACGUCUAGAAGAUAAGUUCAGCUGAAGAGGGGUUUUCGGGGGGCAGAGAACAAGAUGCCUCUGUAUGACUGUGUGCUUUUGCUGAAACCCCAUGUCAAGAAGGAAGCUUUGAUGGAUAUGGUGGCUCGGAUAGGAAGAGACGUCUUUAAGAAAAAUGGGGUUGUCACUGAGGUAAAAUCAUUCGGGACGGUCCAGUUGGGUUAUGGUAUCAAGAAGCUUGAUGGGCGAUUCUUUCAGGGUCAGAUGAUGCAGUUGACCAUGAUGGCUUCACCAAUGAUGAACAAAGAGCUGCAUUACUUGAAUAGGGAAGAUAGAUUAUUGCGCUGGCUUCUUGUGAAGCACCGAGACACAAAAUAUGGGCUGGAAUUUCUUACUGAAGAAGAUGAGAAGCGUGAACUGAGCAGAUUUCCUCGUAGUUCUAUAUUUGAUGAUGAGGAUGCAGAUAAGGAUGUAGAUGAUGAUGAGGACGAUGACGAUGAAUAUGAGGUGGAUGGAGAGGAAAGGAAAGAACAAUAAAGAGCAAAUCGUCAUUUCUGGGGUCAUGAAUUUUGUUGAUUUGAUGCGUAUUCAGGUCUUGCUUCAGUGUUAGCAGAUGCUCAUGCUCGUGUUUAGUAUCUCUCAAAUGCAAAAUGUGAUUCAUUUUAUGUGAUUCUGCCAUCUACCUGUUGAAAGUAGCUGUGAGAAUGAAGGUUUUAGUUCAUUUUUGCAGGUUUCUUUUGUCAGUGAGUGGUUUGAAGUACCAUACUUUAAUUAGUACCAUAUACAGAAAUGAGGGAGACUAUUGCAUGACUGCAUGUUGGAUUUGUGUCUCACGAGGAGGUCAAUCUCAAGAUCUUCAUCUGAUUAUCAGUAA